CGUCGAGCUGGUUUUGAAGGCAUCUGAGGAGCCUGUGGAAUCUGUAGCCCACAAAUCAUGUGAAUCAGCUUUUCUACGGCGUGACCUUCACGCGGAGACUCCCAGCGCACGCCGAUUGGCUCGCGGUUACACAGUUUUCCCGACGAUUGGUUCGUGGGAGUGCGUCAGGUCUCAAUAGAGCUGAACCUUGUAACCGAGGGGUGGAAUGAAGUUUGCGGGCAAACUUUCACAAGAUACGCAAAUUUGGACACCUGGACAAGUGCGCUGGACUCAGUCACUGUUACACCGGAGCUAUGAAAAGUUUGAAACAACGACUUAAGAAAAACGAGAGCGCAGAAUGGGGAAAGUAUGAUGAGCGUCUGAUGAAGGCAGCAGAGAAUGGAGAUAUAGAGAAACUCGCAGCCACACUCAAGAAAGGAGCCAGCCCCACCAAACUAGACCCAGAGGGCCAUUCUGCGUAAGUGCCACUUUCAAGUGACCAUCUCUUACUUGAUGCUGAAAAGGACUGUCCGCCGUACAGUUAGCAGUAAUUAGAGCUUCUCACUGAGAAUAUUUCCCAUUCUUUCACGUUGCUGCUGGCAACGGCCUCAUAAAUAGUCUAAAUGCUUUCCUGGAUAAUGGUGUCAAUGUGAAGGCUGUAGAUGCUGCCGGUAAAACAGCUCUGCAUCUGGCCGCAGCCGGCGGUCAUUCCAUGUGUGUGCAAAAGCUACUACAGUGUAAAUGUCCUGUAGACAGCACAGACCUACAGGGCCGAACAGCUUUGCAUGAUGCAGCAUAUGCAGGCUGCAAAACCGCCAUCAAAAUGCUCUGUGACGGCGGUGCAUCUAUUGAUGCUGUCGAUGCAGAUGGUAGAUCGCCCUUAUUGCUUGCUGCUAAGAUGAGCCAACCGGGAGCAUGCCAGAUGCUUGUUCAAUAUGGAGCGCGCUCUGUUCUUCGAGACAAGCAAAACAAGACUGCACUUAUCUUAGCUUGUGAGAGUUCUUGUAAAGAAGCAGCGGAUAUUCUCUUGAAGACUAAGGCAGAUGUUUCUGCAGUAGACCUUUAUGGCCAUGAUGCUUACCACUACGCCAGACUAAGUCAGAAACAAGACUUGAUUACACUUGUACAAUAUGCCUUGGAAAAAAACACCAAAGCUAAGGAAACUGCCACUGUUUCACAGAAGAUCCAACAGGCUAAACCCCUAUCAACAGGGACUGGCCGGACCAAAGCAGGAUCAGUAAAGACUGAAAAACCUUUGUCAGAGCCACUAAUAAGGGAACAUGGCAGUCACUCCGCUGAAGGAAAAGGUGCCAAACAAAGUCAGAAUCUGGAUUCUACGCAGGUCAGGCCCACACAAGCAGCUCCUGUUCCAGUGAGAUCUGCUCCGAUGGAGUUAUUGCCCGGUGAAGUAGAGGCUCUUAGGAGAGAACUAAGAGAUUCACGAAGGAGGCAAGAAGCUGCAGAGGCAGAGGUACACAGGCUGGACACGGCGCUGGCUCUGCGUGCUCAGGAGUAUGAAGGACUGAGGAGAAGCAGCGAGCAAGCUCUGCAUGCAGCCCAUAAACGAUCGUGGGAACUGGAGGAGGCCCUGGGUGAGGUGCAGAGGAGGAUGGCAGGCUCAGAAACCCGAGUGAGACAGAUGCAAGCUCAUCUAGUGGCUGUCAGGGAGCACUUGGUAGAAGAGCUGAGAGUCCAGCUCCAAGAGGUCAAAGGUCAGCGUGAGGCAGCCGUAGCUGAAUUAGGACGGAUGCAGAAGGAGCUCAUCCAGAGCAGGAGGGAGGUGGAGCAGCAGAAGGAGAACCAGAGCUCCUUAAUGCAGGAACUAAGUCGCCUUUCCCAUGAGCUUCUCUGCAGGGAAGAGCAAAUGAAUACACUGAGGACCAGGUUAGCAGAAGUGGAGACACAGCAAGCUGAGAUGUUGUGUAAAGAAGCUCAAACCCCAUCAGAAUGGUGCCGCACUCAUGAGGAGAGCACCAUGACUGACCUCACCACAGAAAAUCCUGAACCGGCUGUAGAUCUGGAGAACUACAUUAACAAGAAUGAGCACACAGUCAUAACUAGCUCACUGAAAGAUGCACUGCAACAGGCUGAAACCAAAGCUGACGAGGCUCUAGAGAAGUUCCGGAGUGCCCAGGAGGAGAACCAGAACCUGCUGAGAGAACUUCAAGAACAAAAGUCUGAGCUGGACACUAUACAGGAGGCUCUGCAGGCCAGGUUUGUUCCUGUUGCCUUAGUGCAGGAAAAGGAGAAAGAGGUGGAACGACUCAAACUGGCCCUUGAAAAGAGGGAGAGGAGACAAAACCAGGCCAGUGUGAACAUCUCAAACUUAAAGGAUGAGGGUGUUCAGACAGAAGAACACAGGCAGCCAUGGACAAGUGAAGUACAGCAGAACCAAGUAUCUUCUUCUACAGGAAGUGACAGAGCAGAAUGUGAAGUCACUAGAAGGGCAGUGAAAAAUACACAACCAUCUGGAACAGAAAGCAAAAAUAGCACAAAUGAAGACCAGGGGAGCAGAUUGCAGGAUCAAGUUGAAAAGUCAUCAGUGGAGCUUGAGGGACAGAAGUUGGUUCAGGUCAACAUCUCAGAACCCACCAGCUCCUGCGACCCAUCACAGUCUGACAGCUCCCUCCAGGCUCAGGUCCACAGCCUGCAACAACAGCUAGAGGACUGUGAAAAACAUUAUAGACAUGUGCUUUCAAUUUACCGAACACGAUUGCUCAGUGCAGCACAGGGUUACAUGGAUGAAGAGGCCAGAGUGGCUCUACUUCAGAUUGCCAAGAUGAGAGAGGAAUGUGUGUGUUGAGUGGACAUUCAGUGUGCUACUGUUGCUAAGUGUGUGUGUGUGUGUGUGUGUGUGUGUCUGUGUGUGUGUGUCUCUGCAUGUAUACGUUACUGCUAAAAGGCUUGAGGUCUUGUAAGAUCUUUUAAUGUCUUUAAAAGAAGUCUUAUUCUUACUAGGCUGGGUUUAUUUGAUAAAAAUUCAGUUGAAACAAAAAUGUAGUGAAAUUAUUUUAAAAUUGUAAUUAUUUUAUAUUUAAGUAUAUUUUUAAUAAUAUUUUUCUGUAAUGUGCUGAAUUAUAAUCCAGUA
Messenger RNA from Puntigrus tetrazona (Sumatra barb), 3067 nucleotides. It is a transcript of the gene uacaa, whose product is annotated as uveal autoantigen with coiled-coil domains and ankyrin repeats a. Gene Ontology annotation, molecular function: actin binding. Bases 692 to 2782 code for a protein of 696 amino acids. The record is from RefSeq and is a predicted model, not a curated record. Lineage: Eukaryota; Metazoa; Chordata; Actinopteri; Cypriniformes; Cyprinidae. The transcript has 16 exons.